CUGUUUGCCCUCCCAGCUGUAAGCAGUGCAGGAAAGAUUGAAUAAACUUCAAGAGAAUCAGAUACUUGUCCCAUUGAUGCAAGGAGAAGUUAAUCUUACGCUGCUUUCAUUUGCUUCAGUGUCUGGAUUUGAAGUAUAUUUUCUAUUAAAAAACCCUGACAUUUUCCAAAGAAAACGGAGUGUGGAAUUGGAUUUAGAAAUAUGCCCUUUUAUGACCUAUCAGUGUGGAGGCAAUAUCUACUUUCCUUCAGGACACAGAGCACAAAUACAGAAGAUGAAAAUGAAGACACCACAGCUCAGCUGUUUUUCAAGGUAAGAAAAAGUUUGAAAUAAUGAAGAGAGAGGGGCAAUGAGUUAAAUUAAUGCUGUUGCAUCACUAAUGCUUGGUUCAGAGAGAGGUGGCAAUGUCUACAAUGUGAUUUCUCCUAUAUGUGAUAACAGCAAUAAAAAGAUUGCUGCAAAAUCAUAAUGUAUAGUUAGGGCCCUGUUCAGGUCUUUCACCAGCAUGGAAAAUGAGUCCAGUAGUGCCUUUUAAAACUUGAUUUUUUUACUUCUUGGUGGUCUCAUUUUAGCUCCAUGUCAGUCCUUACAGAAGCACUGAGUUUACUGUUAAAGGGAGUAAUGCAUGUGCUCUCAAUUGAUUCCUAGAUCAAACACAAGAAUUUUAUUUUGCCAUGAGUUUAGGAAGCUGCUGCUGUGUCAGUUUCUCCACCUAUGAAGUCAUGAUAAAAAAUUUAAAAGCUGCAGUGCUUAAGAAAGAGAAGUAGUGCUGUAAAUUGCAAACACUGUAGCAUUCUUCACCACUUUCCUGUUUCUAUAUUUAAUUCCUCCCUUCUCCCAGCCAGUUAUCUGCUAAGCAUCUCUCUGAGUCCUGCACUACAGGUGCAUUGCUCAUUCAGGAGAUCAUCCACAACCAUUCAAGGAACCAUUCUUUUGUCAAAUCUCAGCAUCCAUCUGGAAACUUUUUUUUGCAAAAACCACAGUGGCAGACCUGUUCACAAAAAUCAGACAGCAAGCCCACAACACAGCCUUUGUGUGACACCAGGCGCGCCUUGAGUCACUGACUCUCCUUUCCAAUCAAGAGCCCUUAUAUGUCACCAAUUCCUAAGGACUUCACCUUUCGUUUUUAAAGUGCACAUUUCUAGUCCUCAUUGCUACAGAAAGGAAUUCAAUAAUUUUAAGAAGUGGUACUGCUGGAGUGGAGAGUCAUUUUGAUGGGGUUUUCCAGUGGCCAAAAGUGAGGACUUCUAUACUCUAUGCACACACACCCUGCCUCUAGAAAGCAACCCCACUCCUCUCUAUAAAACUGCCCUAGAAUCAUAGAAUCAUAGAGUUGGAAGAGACCACAAGGGCAAUUGAGUCCAACCCCCUGCCAAGCAGGAAACACCAUCAGAGCACUCCUGACAUAUGGUUGUCAAGCCUCUGCUUAAAGACCUCCAAAGAAGGAGACUCCACCACACUCCUUGGCAGCAAAUCCCACUGUCAAACAGCUCUUACUGUCAGGAAGUUCUUCCUAAUGUUUAGGUGGAAUCUUCUUAAAAGGAAUCCCUCCAACCUUUUCCUCUGACAUUCUUGAUUUUACCAAAGAGAGAACUAUAUUCAAAGAAGCUAAUUUGCCACAUUUAAAUCAAUCAAUCCAGUUGAAUUAUUUUGUUUUAUGGGUGCAGAAGAGGUGGGGCAAGGAAGUAGUGCAGAAUGUUUGGGCUGUAGUGAUGUUCCGGCAGUAAUUCUCUGUCCAUGUAAACAUUCACUGCCCUUGCUUCACCUUAUAACCUACUUCCUUCCUUCCGCUUUGGGACACUCUAAGCCUGUAUCAGAUCCUGAAGCCUCUUCCUGUUGCUUUCUAAUAUUUCCACAGGACAUUAACUGCCUAUUGUCCACUUGACAGUCUAGGUUUCAAAUCCUAACAAGACUCCUGGACUUGGAUUCUAGCAGCCUGAAAUUGUUUUUGCUUCUAGUUUAUUUUACUUAAUCCUAACCUCGUUCUUGGCUAUCCGACACUGACUUUACUUUAUUAGUUUCUAGGUUAAUCCUCUCUGGUACUGACCCCUUGGCCAGGUUCCUAUUGGACUUAUUCUCCCUUCCCCAGACUCCAUUUCCCUUUUUCUUCUCCAUCUUAGUAUUUUACCCACAGAGUUAGAGUAGCUGGAUCAAUAGCUUUAAAUCCCUACGUAAACAGAAGGAUUUUUAUCCUUUCAUUAGGUAAAUUUACAUAUACUGUAUGCUUAUUCACAUUUCCACAAUCUAAAUUGCUAAAGAAAUAUUUUAAGCCUUACUAGGUGACAUUUAAAGACCUUUUAAAAUAUUCAUCAUGAGACUUAGUUUAGCUCUUUGAGUCGGUUACAUCUAGCUUUUAUUUGCAAAUGCUGGUGAGGUUAAAAUAGGUCAGUUAAAAUAGCUUUGUUGCUUUGUUUGGCCUAAUUCAUACUAAGCAGAGAUUACUAUCACAGUCUAUGAAAGAACAAUCCAGUAUUAUUUUGGCAUUUCUGUUUUGCAUUUAUUAUAUGCCAGGAUAUAGUUUGGGGAAUAAAUACCACACACUUCCAUUUUUUUCUGUUUAUAAUUUUACAGUGUAAGUGACUUCUUGUAGCAUUUUCCUUUUCUCUUCUGAAUUUACUUUAAGUGAGAUUGAAAGCAGAAUUUGAUAAUUUUCUCUAUAGAUAAUUGAUGAAUGCCUUGAAUAUGAUAUUGUGCAUAUUGUGCAGGUGUUUUGCUGUUACAUUAUUAUUUGUACAGUAGUGCAUAUUCUAUCUUGCUAUAACAGGUUCACUCAAGGCAGCCCACUGUCAUUAACUGUGGCCCUAGAAUACAGACUCUGAAUCAACCCUUUAAUCCUUGCCCAAGGUUCCUGGUUUUGCCUUAGGCUAUGUGCACAUUGCCAUUCAGUGCAUUACCACUGCUGGUGUUUGAAGCAAAGUACUUUACAUAUGACAUUAGCAACAAUUCAUAUGUGGCUUCUACUACUGUUUGAUGUGUUCGCCCUCAGGCCAGCUUCCAUAUCAUUUGAAGACAUAAGCCAUGGUUUAUCUGAGAUGUGUACAUUGCAGACAGGCUAAUAAUGGUGCUUCACCCUGUGCUGCCCAUGUCUUCCCCACAACUCUGCCCCACCCCCAUUUCAACUAUUCCCUCAGUGUAGCUUUGCUACAAAUACACCUAGUGUAUCUGGCACAUGUUACCACCAUAUUAUUGCUAUUAUUAACUUGCCCUUCAACCUAAGGUCCCAGAGUGGAUUACAACAAUUAAAUCACAAUAUUUAAACAGUUUGAACAUAUCUGUCAAAAUGGCAAUAGAGCUGGCACUCCAGCAUAAUAUUCUAUAACCUCUUUGGCAGCUGAACUUCACAUUAGAUUGUGUCCUGAAUCACUUUUGACUCUCCUCUGUAUUCAGCAUAGCUGUCAACGUUUCCCUUUUCUUGUGAGGAAUCCUAUUCAGAAUAAGGGAAUUUCCCUUAAACAAAGGGGAAAGUUGACAGCUAUGGUAUUCAGCAAUGCAUCAGUAAUAUACAAAUUAUCAACAAUAUACAAAUUAUCAACAAUAAACAAAUACAAUCAGCAAAAGAUUAAAAAAAACCAAGUCUACAUAACUGAAUUACAAGUUUGAACAAGUUGGCUGAAAUAAAAACAUUUUAGCUGGGGUCUAAAACAAUAGAAGGACAAUUCCUGCUCAGUGUUAAUAGACCAGGAAGUCCAGAGCACAUGUGCUGCUUCACUAAAGAUGGACUCCUCACAGAUACCAAAUGAACAGGGCACUUUAAAAAGUGCUAGCUCUGCAGAUGAAAGCAGUCAAAUAGGGGUAAGAUCAGGCUUCCUAUACCUCAGCCCUCCAGAUGUUUUGGGACUACAAUUCCCAUCAUCCCUGAUCACUGGUCCUGCUAGCUAGGGAUCAUGGGAGUUGUAGGCCAAAAACAACUGGAGGGCCAAGGUUGAGGAAGCCUGGGUAAGAUGAUUCCCCAAGUAUACUGGGCCCAAGCUUCUCAGGCUCUAUAUGCUAAUCAGAAUGCCUUGCAGCAGAUCAGCAGCUGAUGCAGGUCUUUGAGCAGAAGUUUUAAUAUGCUGUCACCAAUCAUGCUGUAGCAUUCUGCACUAACUGCAGCUUCUGCACCAGCCACAAGGGGAGCCCCACAGAGAGUGCAUGGCAGCAUUCCAGUCAUGAAGUUACCAAGGCCUGGACUGCUAUGGUCAAGCUAUCCCAGCCCAGGAAUGUCUGCGGCCAAAGCCGAUGGAAUCUCUUCCUGCAGACCCUCAUUGAAAUAAAUAGAAAUUGCGCAAGUGUUCAGCUGUGGAUUGUCCCUAUUAUUGAGAUCUCUCCCCCCACACUGACUGAGGUUCUGUGUUUCCUGGCAAGGAGAUGCACUGAAGACUGUUCUUACUGAAUGGCUAGUGGUCAUGCGUCUGUUAAGUGUUAAAGGCAGGGGGAAGUGGCAGCCUAAUAGUUUCCAUUUGCCCUAAAUGGAACAUGGCUUCUAAAUAUGGUACAUGAAACAGCUAAAUCUUCCCACUCCUGUUGACAAGAGGAAAUUAGAAGCCAGCAGUUAAGUGUUGGGGGAAAGGCAGCAAGUGGUAAUAAGAGGAUCCCCAAUGGAUCAGACCAACAACCUGUCUAGCCCAGCUUCCUGUUGUCCAUAGUGACCAACCAGAUGUCUAUGGGAACUGGCUUCUCCUUUUCUUAUUCCCCACCAACUGGCAUUCAGAAUGCUGCUUCUGAUUCUGGAGCUUUUGAUGCAUUCAUUUAUUAGUUAAAUGAUUUACAAGCAGGGCUCUCUAUCCCGAUGCUUGUUAUAUGAAAUUUCACUUAUUCAAACAAGAGAAAUUAGUACCCAAACCUCACUAUACACACUGCAGAUUCAGAUAUCCAAACAGCCAGACCUGUGUAAACAAACCAGCAGCUUUAAACAAACCUUCAUUUUUGUGUUUUGCUGGUCUACAGCAGCUGUUUUGCCAGAAACCAUGAGGGGAGAGGGGGAGAGAUCAGACAAAUUAGAGAGCAUUUUUCCUUUCUUUGUUUGCCUUUCACAAGGUUUCAGAGGGUUUUCCUAGUUUUUUCCCAUCAUUUUCAGGUCAAAAUUCCACGGUCAGAAACAGAUUAGAAAUUUCCCUGUAGGAAUCAAGGGGAAUUGUCAACUCAUUAUGCAAAUACUAACCUAACAAACAUGGGACACAGGUGGCGCUGUGGUCUAAACCAUAGAGCCUAGGGCUUGCCGAUCAGAAGGUCGGUGGUUUGAAUCCCCCGACGGGGUGAGCUCCUGUUGUUUGGUCCCAGCUCCUGACCACCUAGAGUUCUAAAGCACAUCAAGUGCAAGUAGAUAAAUAGGUACCGCUCCGGCAGGAAGGUAAACGGCGUUUCCGUGCACUGCUGUGGUUCACCAGAAGCGGCUUAGUCAUGCUGGCCACAUAACCCAGAAGCUGUCUGCGGACAAACGCCAGCUCCCUCGGCCUGUAGAGUGAGAUGAGCACCGUAACCCCAGUCAUCCGCGACUGGACCUAAUGGUCAGGGGUACCUUUACUUUAACCUAACAAACAAUUACCUUAGAAUGUCUUGUGGUUGGAUAGUGGGACCUGCAUGUAUAAGAAGAGGGAGGUCUUCAAGGCCUACUUUAAAACUACCAUAGAAAGGGCCUGUGUAACCUUCAAAAGGAUUGAAUUCCACAAUUGUGGGGCCAGCUCAAAUCCCUUUCACUGGAGUUCAGAUAGUAUGUGUCUGUCAUGACUCGCAGUCAUUGCCAGCCUCAUUUUAAAGAUAUCAGGGUUGGUCAUGUGUCGCCAUAUUCUGCAUCCACAGCAAUGCAGUUUUGCUUGGCUCAGUGUUGUUCCUUGGUAUCGCAGCCAAUCUUUUCUAUUGAAGGUUUCCUUUUGGGACUUUGCAGGAGUUGAUGGGAGGCAGGAGAACAUAAUGUUCCCCUUUGCUUUUAGGGAACAAAUACAAGUAUGUGGACUCCAAUAUAAAGGAAAUUGCCUCUCUCCAUUAUGCGUAUGACAGUAUGGCCAAAUAUAUAUCAUGGUGUUUUUUUCUGCACAGAAUUUAAUUUCCAGUGCUAUAAUCUGUCUAUAUAUCAGACUGCUGACAAUCCCAGCACCUUCAAGAGGGGGGGAGGACUAGGGCACUUCUAGAUUGUCACUAUUUUGGGGUGGAAUUCAGUCACAUCCCAACAAAUUUAGGUUGUGCAAUGAAAGUUGAUUUGGAGCUGUUGCACAACAAACCCACUUCCCCCAAAAUCAGACCUUUUUGAGAUAAAGAAAGUGACAAGAAAAUGCACUGGCAAGGGUGGGUUAAUGCUUGCUUUGAAGCAAUGUCAGCUGCCCUCCACGAAAACACAUCAGAUAAUAGUAGUGGUAGUAGUAGUAGUAGUAAUUUUAUUAUUUAUUCCCCACCCAUCUGGCUGGAUUUCCCCAGCCACUCUGGGCGCCUUACAGCAUAUAAAAAAUGCUAUCUACUAUAUAGUGGGUAGGCAAAUGUUUCCACGUUAAUGCCCAAAUCAGGGUCCAACAAAUCAAGCUGAGGUUGACUCAGAGCAGCCACACUUACAUAUUUAAAAUCUGGAGUUGUAUUGUUUGUACUGAACUAGGAAAAUGUAAGCUUUGAUGUUGCUAAUUUUUAUUUGUUUACCCUACUCUUCAGCCUAUGAAAAAGCUCCUAGAAUGCUUUAGAAUGAUCAGUAAUAACACUUUCCCUACCUUCAUGCCUAUAAUCUAAAAGAAAUGAUGCAAAAGGAAAAGGGAUUGUGAUCUGAGGUUCCCUGGCUGAUGGCAGAGGCCAGAGUAUGUGUAGUACCUCUCCACCAUUUUGAAGAGGUCCCAGUAUCAGCAAAUAUGAGAGAAACCUAACUUGAGAAACCUAUCGUGACCUUCCUCCAUUGUUUAACAUAAUUAUCUGUGGUCUGAGGAACUUCAGACUAACCUUCAGUUCUGCACAGAGGUUAGUGACCCCAGAGGGAGGGCUUCAUGUUUAUUAAGCAUGAAGACUGUAUAGAGCAAGUUCCGACCUAAAGGAAGCAAUUAAUGAGGCUUCACGGAACCAUCCACUUUCCUUUCUGCUGCCUUUCCUUCCUGGCAGCUCACGGCCUUAAACAGUACCACUAAUGAUUUCAAUGGUCCAAUUAGCAAGCUGUUCUUUCCUAGCAUAUCACUUUGAGCUUGACCCUAAGCAAGAAGCAAAUAACAUCUGUCUUGGUUGAGAUCAAGCUCCUUGAGGGAUUUUGUAUGGAUUAGCUUGGCUGCCUCCCCAGCACAAAGAUCAAUAUGUGAGUCAGCCAUGUGCCUGAAUACCAGCAGUGUUUUUUGAGACUCAACUUUUAAUCUGCUUGCUGGGUUAUUAGAAUCUAUAUAGGAGGCAGCUGUAACAGACUCUCCUACAGCCAUUCCACCCAGAGACCUCAGCAGAGUGCUCAAAUGUUUUACAGAGACAGUGCUCUAUCUGACUGUCAGAGAACAAUCUUCUAUGUGAAGAGUUGCACAGUUUAAGAAAAAAUGCCCAUAAGCAGGGAGAGCAGAAUCUUUGAAGUUGCCUUUCAAUAGUUAGCACCUGGGCAAGCAGAUGGAGCAGGCACACAGGUUACCUGAUCACACCCAGAGCUUACCCACACUUCCUCUCAUCCCUGCUGCUUUCCCUUGGGGAAAACUGCUCUUUAGUGCUCAAUUGGAGCAAACAGCAAUUCAAACUUUCUCCAGAUUGACAUUUGCUCUGAUUUAGCACUAAAGAGCGAGUUUUCCCCAGGAAAGGACCGGGGCAACAGGAAAACUACUUGGACCCAUGCUUUCUAUGCACCAGACAAGCAGAAGUGUGGACAAGCCCUCACAGUCUUCUCCCCAAUGAUGAAGUGGAUUGUUAAAUUUCAGCAAUGAUUUCUCAAUCUGCAGCUAUGCGUGUCAGGUAGCACCUACAAAUUUAUGCAAAUAUGUAGCCUCAUCUUUUUGUGAUAUGCAAGUGGCUGCCCUAAAUAAAACCCAUAUAAUCUUGUGAUUAAUUUUAAGCAGUACUGUUUUUUCUAGAAAAAUAGGUGCUGGAAUUCAACAUGAACACCUCCCUCAUUCUCUUAGAAUAGCGAUGGCACCCACCUGAGAGAUGCCAGAACUGAGUUCUAGCUGUAAAAAAAAAAAAAAGCCCUGAUUUUAGGUGACCAGCAGUUAGGGUUUAGCCAUAUCAUCAAGUUUCCUUCGUGCUUCUCUUAUAGGGAUUCAUUUUUGCCCUAUAAGAAUGCACACUAUAGCCAAUCACCAGAGCUUCCCCUUUCGCUACAACAACACACUGCAGAAAUACGUCCCAUCAAGUACUGCCCACUAGUUUGGACAGGUCAAGAAGCAUCAAGAUAGAUAUUGGGGGAAUACAAUUGAAAGUGCCCGUGCAUUGACGAAAGCGCACACAGAAAAAACUUGUUGCCGUAUGCACUGAUACAGCAUCUGUGGGACUUAGUUCUAAGUAAAUGUAUUUAUGUUUGAAAUACAGGUGCUCAAAAGCAGGGAGGGGACUAUUCGUGUUUUCAGGCGUAAGGCUCAAAGCAGUUCUUACUCUAGUCAGUUUGGAGUAUAAAUGUUCCAUUAGCUGGAAUGCUGAUUUGUAUUGCAAAUUGCUCCCUUCUGAUCCUCUUUCACUUAUGAAUAUGAUCAGGUGCUCACACAGAUGACUUGAGAAGUCCCAAAGGCAGUAUAAACCCUGCAUAUGAAAGUGCUCCAGGACAGGAAACAUUUCUGCUAUAGUCUUUGUCAUAAUGAUUCUGCUUACUUUGACUAUGCCUACAGUGACACCUGCUGGAGGAUUUUAAUUCAGUAAUGCAAAAUUUCACAUUGAUUUGGAAAAAUCUUACCCCAACCAGUGUGACCAAAGGACCAGAUUGAUAUGUGCUGCACACAUGGUGUUUUUAGGGCUGUAAGGAGUGGCAGGUUCAAGGGGGAAACCAUAGCUCAAUGGUAGAGCAUCUGCUAAAAUGAAGGGGAAAUGCCAUUUUAUCAGCACCUUCAGCGGAAACCAUUUCUCUCUCCCAAUGCUGCUCUUUGAAGCCCUGAAAACUGGAUGUUCAAAGAGCAGCACAGCGCUGCUUGCAAAAGGGUCUUCAAAGUCCUAACCAUUGGGAUUGUCAAAUUUGACCCGACAGAGGUUUUGAGAUAAAGAUCUGGCCCACUGGCCAGGGAAGGUUCCCUGCCCUCCCUUAUUUCAAGAUUUGCCAACUUUUUUUGGCAAAUGUGCCAUGUUACAUUCAAACUAUUGGACAGUGCAUCUCUACUGCACACUAUCUUGAGUUACCAGUUCAAGAUUUUGGGGGGCCCAAGGGAAAGUUGCCCACAGUGGGCACCUCUCUUCCUCACUGCUACCCCCUACUUCCUCAUCUUGCAAAUGCCUGUUCUUAUAUGGUCAGAAUGACACUAUCCAUGUUCAAGAAAAAGCUAUUAACAGGCUUGUGGGAACCCCAAGAUGUGAAGAAUUAGAGAAAUGGUUUAGAGGAAUGAACCAAUGCGAGGUCCAAAAAUGCUGCUGCCUAAUGAGGACUGAGUAUGCUCUGUGGGCAUGAAAUGUUAAUUGACUGUACAGGAGGAAAAAGCGGUAAAUAGGGAGAAGAACAGGGAAUGGAGUAUCCUGAGGGGGGUGUUGCCAGCUGUCUGGAGCCCUGAACUGUGGCAUUCUACACUGCAAAUCCCAGCUGCCAGAAUUGCAAUAGCUACUUCUUCAAUGCACAUACAUUAAGCUCAUAAGGUAUGAGUCCUUUCCCAGAAAUGCUGUUCUUGGCAUUCCUUGUGAUGCUUAAUUUCAGUUUCAAGACAAACUUUUCAGUAGAUGUUUCAACAGCUAUAAAGUAAAUUAAUGGAACAAUACUUUUAAGUCUUUAAUACAACAUCAUUUAGUCAACAGGAUGUUCCAGAAAGACUCAUUUCUCCCUUCCCUAUUUCUCCUUAAGGUUAGUGAUGAGUUUCUCUCCUUCUUUCCUUUUUAGUUAAAAUGAAUAAGGAAUUUCUGACAUGUGAAAAUCUGGUAUGCCUCAGCAACAUGAACUCCAAACAGGCAUUAGUCAUAUGCACAUUAAACUGUACUUUCAGAGGGAAUGAACUGAAAAUUAAAAUGCAUAAGACAAUGUCGUAAUUAGCUACAUGAUAGCUCUGUCUGUUCUGUAAACAGAAUAUUUUCCAGCUUCCAGGAAAUUCAUUCAAACUAAAAGUUGUUUUUGUUGUGGUUAGAAGUGGUAUAAUUGAAUUGCAAACACAGAACCUCAUUCUGGUUGUAAUUUCAAGUGGUACCUUCUAUUUAUUUUUUUUAAGAUGCCCUGCUUUUUAAAAAAAAACACUCCCCCACCUACAAAAUGGCUUAUAUAAGUAGAAAAUGACAAAUCUGAUAAUGCAAAAAUAGUUUUAAAAAACAAAAUAAAUGAAACCGAUUAAAAGCACAUAAGCAUGAAAGCCAAAGGAUAUAAAAUGAGGACAGUAGAGCUCAAUUAUAAAAUGUCUUCUGGAAUUAAUAAAAGGGGUUUCAACACCUGCCUAACAGCACGAAGAGGAAUUAGUUUGGUGGAUGAACCACAAUCCGUGCCCCGUGAGAGAAUUUGUAGAUAUUUGUAGAUAUCUACAGAAUCAUCGCCAAUAAGGCCCUCUCCAAAUAACUGCCUUCAUUGUCACAGCUGGCCACUGACAUUACCUGGCCAUCCAGGGACAAAAUGAGGUACAGGAACCCCCAAAUGAACUUGAUACAUCAGGGGAGAAUACAACCCCAAUCAAAAUUAGUUGCAAACCUCCACCGAGAGCAGAAGAAUCUUCAAUUGUUUGUCUUCCAGACAUCCAUUCAGAAUUUCCAGUGCUUCUCUAGGGUUAGAUGAUUAAUAUUAAAAGGUUGAGAGUUGAGUGUCAUCAACCUACUGGUGACACUUAAACCCAAAUCCCCAAAUGACAUCACCCAGCGGGUUCAUGUAGACAUUAAAACUCAUAAGAAGCUGGCUUCUGCUUUUUAUCAAUUGCUUUUGAGAAGCCAGUUCCCCUCAUUUGACAGUUUGAAGGUGGUGUGGGUGGAAGACCUGGGGGAAACUAGGCCCAGCUUUAUAGUGGGGAGGGGGGGUCUGGUCUACCAAGCCCUUCUCAGCUUUUGCCAAUACGCAGAACUCUCUCAAAGUGGUGCAUCUGUGGUCUCACACACUGCCCAGGCUUUCUCAUAUAUUGGGUUGAGGAUCUAAUUGCUGUUCGUGAGACUGCCCAGAGAAGAGUGCUUAUCGGCUUAUGUUCUGGGGCUGUCAUUUUGUUUCUGUUUUCUGGGGUUGAAGGAUGGAGAAAAUUACAUCCAUAAUUGGUAAACAGGCAGUUAAAGAGCCAAAGUUAUGUCUGCUCUCCAUAUUUGAAGGAGACAAAAACACCCUACUAAUCAAACCUUUGAUUAUGUUCCUCCUGAUCACAGCCCAUUUAACUACAACCCAGGGCUGGAAGGUUCCUUGACCAUUAUAAUGGGCAUGUGGUAUAAAAAGACGGUUUCCUUGAAGAUGCUAACUCAUAAAUUUAAAGGCACCAAGGGUUCUGCCAUGCCAGAAUAUUUUGUGACCAUAUGGGUAUCUCUCUCUCUCCCUCUCUCUCUCCCUCUCUCUCUCUCUCUCUCUCACACACACUCACUCUCACUCUUAACUUAUAUCAACACUCACACCAUGGAUCGCCUUGUUCUAGCCAAGUGGGUUAUUCAUUUAGAAGAAUUAUUAAACUUAUUUGGACCUUGUGUUCUUCAAACUCCCCCCGCCCUAUUUUUGCUCUGCCAUCAGUAUUAGUUGUAGGUACCCUUAUCAUAGUUUCGCUUGUUAACAAUUUUGUUUUCCAUGUUUUUGUAUGGUUCUUUUUCAGGGUGUACUUUUUUGUCCUGAUACCCAUUUUAUAUAUACUGGAUGUGUUAUACCUUCUUCUUCUUCUUAAGCACAAAAGGUUAUAAGGAGCAGGAAAGGACAGGAGAGUAAAUCUUACUGAAUUGUUGUUAACUGCUGCACUUAGCAGUAUAUGGACUUUUGAAACACGGAUUAAAAAUAAGCGCUUUGGGGGCCUAUAUAAUGCUCAGAGGCAUUAUAUGUGUGUGUGUGUGUGUUAAAAGCAAAUAGGAAACAGGGGAUAUUAAAAAGAUAAAUAUAAGAAAUAACUGCUUCAUUUUUUCAACAAACUUGAGCUUGGCUGGAUCAGAGCAAAGGUCCAGCACCCUGCUCUCUACAGAGGCCAACAAAGUGCUUCUGGGAAGUCUGCAAGGUGUGGAGACAAUAGCCUUGCCUCAUUUUUGCUCCUUAGUAGCUAUUAUUCCAUAGCAUACUGGUUCUGAACCUAGAGGUUCUCAUAGCUAUGGCUCUGUCUCCCAUGAACUUGUUUAAUCCCUGUUAAAGCCACAUAAGCAAGUGGCCAUCAGACAUCCUUUUGCAGUAAAUUCCAUACAUUAUGUGUUGUGUGAAGAGGUACCUUUUGGAGGGCUGUCUUGAACUACCAGAAAGCUGGGGCCUCCAGAAAGUAGCUUUGCAACCCUACAGCCCUAUGGCCUACAGCAGUAGCAGCCAGAGUGGUGGAUCAGAGCCAUGGAGCUACCUUCCCAACACAGGACUCACUACAGCUUACCUGGAGAGGGCAGGGAGGGCAGUUCUGCACCGGCACACCAGUGGAAGUGCUGGAUUGACUGCUGGGGUGUCCAUGUUGCCCUUCCCUUGGGGCCACCCUGCCCUGCCGCAACCCUAUCACCAUCCAAGUAGGUUGUAGCAUCUCCUGUGUUGCGAAGGUGACUCCAUAGCUAUAUCUGACAAUUUCCUCUCCCAAUGGCAGAGAAAGAGGGUCUGACCUCAAAGAUGGAGAUUCGGUUUCAGGUGCCUCCUCCCCACCACCUCAGUGGCUCUUGCCCUACUGAUGCCAGAAAUCCAACAUAGAUAGUAGGGCCACAAAAGUGGUACCAGGGAGUGGGUUGAUGUGUACCAGAGCAUGGCAUGGAUCCAAAGGUCUUCCCAGUCUCUCAAUCUGCCUCCAAAUGAGGGAGAAAACUGCACCCUCCUUGGAUCUGACAUAAUAAAAUUCUCUCCCUUUGGGGAAGGGUUGUGGCAUCUGUUUUGCAUGCAGAAGGCCCCAGGCUCAAUGUCCAGCAUGUCCAGGAAGGGCUGGGACCGCUGGUGAACCACCACUAUGGACUAAUGGUCUGGCUCAGUAUAAGGCCGCUUCCUUGGUUCUAAGUUCUAAAUGGGAUGGAAAUUGUUGCUGGAUAAGGCAGUUCAAGCACCUCUGGUUCCCCAUCCCCCUGGCGCUUAGCAUUGUAGCCUAAGUGUAUAAAUGCAGCCCUUUUCUAUGCCUUUUUGCUUCUCUUCGGUGCUGUUUACUUCCUCCUAAGUGUGCCUAGAAUGGCAACCAUAAUGGAACCCUCUUAUUCUCCUUAAAAGCACAAUAAAGAGAAGGGGAAGCUCUUUGUCACAAUCACCUGCAAAUGCAUAUUUCCUCUUGUUUAUGGAGGAAUAUUAUUAAGACUCUUAUAAUACAGAACUCUUCAUCAGAUGGCCAAUUCUCAGCUUCAAAUAAAGCCAGGUUCCAUUAUAAGCUCCUAUUUCCUAGUGAAAGGGUUUACAAUUUAGGAGCCAGGCAACCAAUCAAGGUUGGAGUUAGCCACAUUUUUUUUAAGCUCACAGUGAUUCAUUUACCAUUAAUAUCUCCAAGAUAGGCAACAGAUGUAGCUUUCCCAAACAUGAAGAUUUCUGAUUGCCUUGAAAAUGUUAAAAGGUACCCUAUCAAUUUUUAACUGUUUUUAUUUAUUUUCAUAGUAGUACAGAAGAUAAAUUUUGAGAAAACAAUUGCUACAACAAAAUAAACAAACAAACAAGUAACUUGUCCUGAUAAAAUUACAGACUUUUAUCAUGCCAUGUGUUAAAGCUUCAUUUAAACUCUUCCAACUCUACAAUUCUAUGAAACAGAAUAAUAUUUCAAAAAGCGUUAUGCAUGACAUAUUAAGCAACAUGGAAUUGGAAAUCAAAAGUGGGAUAGUAACCAAAAAAGAAAAGCAGUGUGGAGUGCUUCUGUUCAGGAUUCCAGAUACCCAGUCCUGCCAUUUUCCAGGAUAGCCCCCUGCUUUUUUUAACACUGGGGAGCCACCCCCCAAAAAAUAGAGGGGGGCAAACAAACUGGGCUCCUAGGAGUUGGUGCCCCUGUGCCCAAUCUUGGUACCUCUUGGAAUUAAGGAGCGUUGGAUCCUGUGGUUAUAAGGUUGCUUCCACCAUAGCACGGGAACACCCUCUUUCAAGGAGGGUGAGGACCAGCUGAGAGUCAGCUGAGCCAAGGAUGGGGAACUUCCCCCUACAUAUAUGGCCGUGAAGGACUUAACUGGCAUAGCCCCAUUGAGCCCAGACUUGGCUGGCCCAGCCAGAGGUCUGUGUGCUCCAAAUUCACUCAUCCUGGAGGAUCUUGGGUUCAGAUUGUGCUACAAUUUGUUUUUCUGUAAGAAAUGGAUAGAAUCAUUUUCCUUCAUUUCUCCCAUCUCUUUCUUAUAGCAGGGGCUCCCAAGCUGUGGUCCAUGGACCACCAGUUGUCUGUGAGUUUCAUUCAUGUGGUCUGUGUACUGUUACUUAUAUCCCCAGCAGUUUUCAAGUGGACCAUGGUGAGGGAAAGUUUGUGAAGCCCUGUCUUAUAGGACUGGUUCCUGAAACUGACAAGAGGUGCUGCAAUGCAUUUCUUAUCAAACUGAUGCAUACUGUUGCAUCCAGGAACAAUCUGUAGGAUGGAGAAGGGGUCUUGGUGUGCUCUGAAAGUGACAAGACAUCAAAACUGUCCAACUAAAGCACAGGUAAAUUAGCUCAAAAAUCUGCAAAAAGCCCCCAAGCAGCACUGUGAAUUGAUACACACUGGAUGCAGUCUAUAGAGGCAAUCUUUGAGUGUUCUUAAAAAUGAGAAGAAAUGAAAACUCCAAUCAUAAAACAUAAAAGCAUAAAACAAUAUGAAACUUGUGAGGUUUUAUGCCUUUGGGGAGUAGCAUGGUGACUGCACAUUUAAGGCCAUUUAGAUAGACAAUGUCAACAUUAUAAGUGUUCACUGAAAGGAAAUUGAAGCUAAGAAGAUACUGCAAGUUUCUAGCUGCUUAUAACAUGGGGACCUCCAUCACAUAAAGAUAACAUGGCAGACCUGAAACGUGGCAGGUCUGAUGACUUAGGGGAGUAGUACAAUACCUGAAAAAUGAACGACAUUUGGAUGGAAAGUUCUAAAGUUGUAGGCAGCAGAAAACAGGCAUUGUCUCCAUUGUAAUCAAUAUAGUUUUUAUUUUAUUUUAUUUUAUAUUUAUUAAUAGCCCUCCUGUCCUCCCAAAGGAGUCUAGGGUGGCAAACAACCAGUGGUAAAAUAUAUUUGAAACAUAUUUAAAAUAAUUCCAAUACAGAUGCAGACUGGGAAAGAUCUUGACUAAAAAGUCUUAUUGAAAGAGGAAGGUCUUCAGUAAGCAAUGAAAAGACAACAGAGAUGACACCUGUCUAAUAUUUGAGGGGAGGAAAUUUCAGAGGAUAGGUGCCACAACACUAAAUGCCCAAUUUCUGCAUCGUGGGGAUUCGAGAGCAGACCUCCUGAUAAGAUGGCAUAUGUAGGUGGCCCUCACUUGCAGAGAACAGUGAUUGUCUGGGUAUACAAGGGGUGAGAUGAUCUUUUAGGUAUCCUGAAACUGAAGCAAUUGAAUGUAAGUUCCGUUUUUUAAAAAUAUUUUAAACAUGAGGUUAUGGCUAUACAUUUGCACUGUAGUUGGGAUUGGAGAUUCUGUCAACAUAGCUUGGAUGAAUCAGCAUGAAGCUCCUUGGGUGGUUUUCAGUAAAAUAUAGUCAAACCAGCACACAUGCCUGGGCACCAUCAGAUCAAGCCACACAUAUGCCCAGCAGAGGGCAACAAUGCCAGCAGAUGCCAGCCAGCAGAUGAAGUCACAUAAUUUUUGAUACAAGAGGUUGGCCAUUUUGUACGUUCUUUCCCUUAGGACUUUUUCUAAAUUUCCAACUGAGUUCUAAAGCCCACAUCUGGAAAUAGGGGAUGCAAAAGAUAGGAUGCAGAAGUGUCCUAGAAGUGAUCAGGAGAAGUGUUGAUGCUGGAUUAUCAUGCUUUAUAUUAACAUGAUUCUUGUUUAAACAAACACAGUUUAUUCCAGUACCUGGCCCUCUUCCUUAAACUGAAAGAGGAUCCUGACAUAUGUUUACUGCUUGCGUGCCAAAACGGCUUCUUAGCAGUUUACAAGUAUAAGAUCAAUUGUAAAAUCCAUGCAUAAUUGAAAUACACAGUUAAACAAUUCCAUCAGCACAUUAAAAAUAUCCGUAACUAAAAUAAACAGUAAAACAUGCCAGUGUAAAGCAUAAUAUUUAAAACAGUUUAAAAACAAUUAGAUCAGAAAGUUCAAGUUCAGGGAAUGCUGGCCUAAGCAGGUGUGUCCUCAAGAGCCUGUGGAAUGCCAAUACUGAUGGGGCCUCUCAUAUUUUUGCAGGGAGUAGGUAUGGUUAGGCUUGUAUGGUUAAAGCCAAGCAACUUGGAUCAAGCUAGCUGGGCAUCUUGGUAAUUUUUGUUUUGUAUUUCUCUCUCUAUCCUUCCCUGCUCUGUCCAUGUUUUCACCCAACUCCCUAGAUUCUCCAAUCCCUCUCUGUCCUCCUUCCCAGCUUCCCUCUCUUGUCCAGGCCACGCUUUCAACCUUUAGCCUACCACUCAUGCCUUCCAUCCCUGCCAGCUGCCCCUUUCUCUAACAUCUCACCCUUCCGAACAGGGACUCUGCUCCGGAGGGAAGCGGCAGCUCUGGGUCCGCUCGACGCCUUACUAGGAGGCCUCUUGGCAGAGCUGGCCUUACGCAGCUGCAGCUCCUCGGAGCCCCUGAGAUGCUCUAAAUGCAAAGAAGCAGCAUUCAGGACACACAAGAUUUUCUCAAAACAGCACAGUGAUGUGAGUACCACUUGCUUGAACAGGAUCCCCCUGGGGGAAAUAGGACCAGCUCAUCCACAUCCCAAUCCCCUCUUUUUAAGGAGAUUGUGUGCAACACACUUUUUUCUAAAUAGGAAAGCUUACCCAUAAGAACAUAUGGAACGAAACACUCUGAUUCAUUAGCCUUCACUUUUGCUUGUCCUCAAACAUAUUUGCAUUCAGAAGUAUACAGCCCCAGAAGAUGAAGGAACUAAUAGCUGGUUUUCGAAAACAGAAAGGCAACGGUGCUCAAGCCUGUCUAGAAUUCACUCGCUGACCUCAGCUGGCUGCUGGCAGCAUGGAGCUGGCUGCAACAAUUGACUGUCAGUAUCACACAUAGUCUCAGAGCAUAGGCUGCAUGUACACGCAUUGAGAUGUGGAAACAGGUGAUUAUGUGCCUUUGCUCACCGUACAUAUAACCUUAAAUGUGAACUGGGACUAUGUAUGUACAUUUGUUUGAGAGAUGUUCACACAAUCCAUUUGCUAUAAUUAUUGAAUAAUAAACAAAUAAACGGGGUGAUCCAGAAGUGGGGCCUGCUUGCGUAGACUUAGAAUCAAGGUUACGAUUAUGGUAUGAGGAAGCGUCAGGAGCCCAACAUUUGCUGCAGCACCCCACUGAGGAAAUACAGGAGCCAGCCUCAGUGAGCAGCUAAAGCCGCUUUGCACAUGACUCGUAAGUAAACCAGGUUCUGAGACUGAGCCCAGGCUCUAUUAUUAUUAUUAUUAUUAUUAUCUGUUAGUCUUUCUUUUUCUUCUGGCUUACAAAACGACCUACAAACAACAAAACGAACAGGAAAAAAAACCCAAACAGAUAGACUGAAACCAAGAAAAGAAAGAAAUACAGUAUAAGCAUCCCGCCCACUUCCAAAACGCCACACAGAUAGUUAAAGGCCAAAGGCCUGGUUAUAGGGGAAAGUUUUUGCUUGGCUUUAACCCUUUCCUCUACCACGAAGGGCUUCCCAAUUAUCCCCCGUGUUUUGUAUCAGGGGCUGUGUUCCUCAGAGGAAAGGCAUGUUCAGAGGCACUUUUUCGUUUGUUGCAACUUCAGGGCAUGGAGUGAAAGUGUAUGGAGUGGAGCAACAAUGACAUCAUGACACCCGGAUCCGGAAUGUGCUUGUAAAUAAGUCCCGAGUCCCAGCAGCUGAUUUAGGGAGGUGGGGGUCAGCUUUGAGACCUUCCAGAGCUGGAAGGGCAGCGCGGCUUCUGAGCUAGGCGUGAGACUAGGAAGCGGUGGGGACGAGAAGCUGGUGGCGGCGGCGCUUGUUUUCCUCCUCGGAAUCUCGGGUUUCCGAGCCAAUCCAAACAGGAUGCGAGCUGUCGUGGUCGCCGCUGCUGUCUUGAUGAACGCUCUCGCCUCUGCCGGUAACCAGGGAGCCCUGAUUCAAGCUCCCGAGAAGCAGGAGGAAGUGACGCCCAGGUUAUUUAUGCAUCGAAUCAAUUUCAGUUUCGGGGAGAACAGCGCUGCUCUCUCGCCCUCUCCGAGCGCGAGCCAGGAAGCCCUGGAAAGAGAGGCAGGAAAGGCAGUGCCUGGAAGCAGCAGCCGACUCCUGGCAGACUGCAUCACCUGAUCGCUUCCAUGCCAGCCUCUUCGCAAGGCGCUUUUGCUCGCCUCGCCUCCGCAAACAAAUCUGGGGCAGAACUUUCCCUUGCAACCGCGCGUUUCCCUGACAGAGGCUCUUAAGGGUUCCGUUUAGCACUUAAGCCUACCUAGCGUGCUGUGGGGAGAGGGGUGGGUAGGCGAGGCUUUUUCUCCAGAUCCAAUUUAUGCCGCGAUUUCUUCCACAUUGCAUUUGAUUUCUUCUGCUUAACAGAGGAAAAUAAGCCCUCGUGAGGUUUAGUGAAAGGAGACGUCCCUGCCCGUAUCCAAGAGGGUUCUUCCGUCGUUUAGAUCGUCUGAUAAAGCGGUCAGGAUGUCAGAGGGGAGCGGGUGGCUGUGACAGGCAAAAUGAAUGCCUCUGUCUUUUCAUCUCUCCUGCACAAACACCUUGUUUACCCCUCCAUUUCUCCUCCCCGAGGGAGAUCCGAAGCAAAGCCGGAGCCUCCCACUUCACUACCCGCCUCCCCUCCCUCCCUCCCAUCUGUUUUCACAAUGUGUUUGCUGCAGAUGUUUGUGGCUCCAGAUGUCCGUUGCCUGGGUUGGCAUCCGCGCGGGCACGUGCCCGUGUGUGGUGUUUUCAACAGCCAGGGCGCUUCUCCGGGGGCGGGCAGAGGGGGGAGCCGGCGAGGGAGGCGGGAAAAUGACGGCGCGCUGCAGAGAGCGCUUGGCCGGGAGCUGUCCAGGGUGCUGAAUCGCGCCAGCGGAGGCGAGCAGGCGCUUGCUUGGCCGAGGACAGUCUCUCUCUGGGGUCCCCGGGCUCCGUUUCCCGGCCCCUCCAGUCCGUGUCUUCCCCUCCACGUCCACAGAAAGGCGCUGGGGUGGAGGGUAGGCGGCCACCUGGACAUUGUGGUGCCUGAGAAGAAAGGAAGUUGGGGACCGAGCCGGGGUGUGGACGCUCCAGCAGCCCGGGCUUCCUAGACGAAGCAGAGAGACGCAUGCGCAUGGCGGGCGAGCUGCCGUCCCCGGCUGAAGAGCCCGCUGCGAACGGAUGUGAGCAAUGCAAAGAUUUGCACCCGGCUCCGGAGAUCGAAGGGGAAAUUGUAAGUACCCGGCAGCCCCUCGGACUCUGCACCGAGACCGGACGGGGAGCUGCUCAGGCUCGCCUGGGCGAGCUCAGCUGCCUCAGGCUCAGCUGCCUGAAUGGUGUGUGUGUGUGUGUUUCUGGUGCACUGGUAGGAGCCCCCGGUAAGUAAAGCUUGCAGGGGCGACUUCCCUCGCCUACCACUUGGGCUGGUGUGGGCUUCCUGAGCUUUUCAGUCAGGCGCUCACAGGUGAGUCGCCCAGCCUCAUGCCACAGGUGUUUGAGGUUCUUGGGACCUGGAGGCUCUGCCCGGAGGAAGAUAUCCGUUCUGGGGAGGGAGGGUGCCAGGGUGGAGUAAUAUUUCCGACGGGGUGUCCGUCCGGGAAGAGAAGCAGGCCAAGUGGAGUGUCUCGGGGGUUGGAGAGGGGGCUUCGUGUCGGCAUAUCCUCCUGAGGGGUGAGGGUAGGCUAAACUGGAAAGCAGCUGCGGGAUGGGGAGCACUGCUGGGCAUGGCCAUUGGCAACAGGUGCUCUGUCAUCCUUGGUGCUGAGGAACGGGGAAAGCGGUUUAGGAGUGAGCUCUACUAUGAGGAAGGGUAGAUGGAGAGGGAUCCAUAUCCCUGGCCAGGUAGAAGGCACUCUGGAUCCCCGCUACGGGAGCUUGGCUGGUGGAGGUUCGGUGACCCCAGAGUCCUCCAAACACCAAGUACUCGGCUGGAUCCUGCCUAGGUCAGCGAGGGGCUCUCCGUCCAUCCAGCCCUGCAACAGAGCCUGUCCUCAAGGCUAAAGGAGAAGCCGCCCGAGCGAGAGUCAGGUCUGCGGGCGAUCCUCGUGAACGCGCAAAAGGGCUGGGAAUGGAAGCGAUUGGAAAAGUCUCCUGGUUACGUCCAUGUAUAUUCACAUAGCCGGGCGUGAAAGGUUGAGAAAGCGAAGGUCUCUUUUUUCCUUUCCAUCCGCCUUUCCUGCACAGCUGGUAGCAGUUCCGCCCUCGCGUGGAAACUGCCUCCUCCCCGGUUCCCGCCUUACCUGUCGGCUUCAUUCCGGGAAGGCUUUCGGUCUAGAUUGGUGCCGAGUCAAUUUCAUCCUGUUCGGCUUUGCUUUCGCUGAAGGGGGAAUGGCAGGCUUGUUUUCGCCAGCACAUGAUCUUAACUGUCCCUUUUCUAAAGAUAAGGAGCAAAAGGACAAGCAGUAAGCGAACCCAUAGCCAGAUCUUUGCCCGCUUCUUCCGACAAAGUCCCUUGGAACCGAACGCCAGGGGGCGCCGUUUGGAAAGAGGCCGCAGGGACCCCUCCUUGCCUGUUAAAAUUAGUUUAUAUGGAGUAUUUUGGACCCAGAAACGCGCAGCGCAAAAACCCCAAGCUAAGCAGAGUAAUGCAUAUAGACAGGCUCACAUACAUCAAUCACUGGGUGGAUUCAUAAUUGCAGGAAUAAUUUCAUUUAACUGCACAUCCCUAUUAUCUAGGCUCUUAAAUGGUGAAUGUUGACAUUCUCACAUGACUAUUCCUAUAUUAACACCUUGUUUGCAUAUGAAUCAUGGCCAUGAGGGGUAUCUGCCUAAGUCUUUAAAGUGUACAUCUAAAAUGUAAAGCAUAGGUUUGUAAAUGUUAUGCAUCAUACAAAUACAUUCAUCAUGAAAGCAAGACUGGCUGCAGAUCUCUGUCAAGCUUAUGCCCUCAGUGGCCAACCUGGGGUUGGCAUGAUCCUCAGUUGAGAACAUUGACCUUAAUGGGACUUAUAUAUAUAUUCAGCUAGCUCUGGAUCAUGCCUACAGUGUCAAAACCCAUUCAUUAGUUUCAGUAUUAGCAGAUAAUAUCCGAAGUAUGCAACACAGCAUAAGCCAGAGUGAAAUGCAAACCACUAACCAUACAAUACAAUCUAUGGCUGAUACUACAUAUAUCACAUACAUAUGCACAUUUAUAUCCCACAUUUUCUCCAAAGAGCUUAAGUUGCCACACACACUUCUCCCCCUUUCCAUUGCAUCCUCAGAACAACCCUAUGAGGAAGGUUAGCCUGAAUUAUAGUGACUGGUCCAAGUGAGUUUUAUGGCUGAGUGGGCAUUUGAACCCUGGUCUCCUGGUCCUAGUCCAACACCAAGUGGCUCUAUGUUGUCUCUCUAGUUGUAUGAAUGUAAUAGGCUUGGAGGUCAGAAGUUUUCUGACUAUAUACUGGUGCAUGCACAAUCUGGGGUUUGGGCACAGCUCAACCAGUUGGCCAGUUAUUGCAGUGGAACCUCGACAAUUGAAAAGCUGGUAAUAUAACAUAGCAUGUCUUAAAGCUGCUCCAUUCUUCUAUUCCCACUCCAAUACUUUGGAGGUUAUGCUGUUUUUUAUGAUGUAAAUCAUGAAUUAUACAGUGUCACGUUGCAGGGAAACUGGCCAUUACGCCAUAGUGAAAAGAGUGCCUAGUGGGUAUUUUUAAAAAGUCAAUUCUGCAGCUAAAUUGUUGAUGUUCCAGCAGCUGAACUACAAUACAGUAUUUCAUUCAAAUACAAUUAUGAACGUGAGUUGCACCAAGAAUAUUACUGGCCCACUAAUGAUUUUCUUCUUUUUGGAGUCUUGUAUUAAAAAAUAAAUUGUAGAAUAAACUUGCUCCUAAAGGGUUGUCACUACACUACACAUCAUCAUAGUUCCAAUACAAAAAUAGGAAUAACAGGUAACCUUUUAAUAACCUUGAGAGUUAAAAUUUCCAAAUAGCAGAAAAAAGAUGAUGAGCCUAAAUGGUUUUAAAAGUUCUGAACAAAUCUUUUUAUGGGGAAUCUUGCCUACCUAAUAGAAGGCUGGAGGAUAUUAGAAAGAUGCAGGUUUUUUAUAGUAAUUGGAAUCGUUUUAUAUAUUACUGCAAUAUGUGCUACAACCACACAUUGAAGUACUAUUAUACACUCUGUUGGAAAUAUUCAGACACAAACAUUUUCCAAACAUGGAUUUUUCUGAUAUUUAUUGAAAGUCCUUUUAUGCCACCUCCUGGGGCAAAUCCUAACCAAGGCAGAUUAGAGGCAGAUUAAAAUUAACUUCAUAUAUAUAUAUAGUAGGCUUCUUUAGCUUCAUAAUGACAGCAGGAGCAUUAUGCUUCCAAAUCAUUCACAGAAAAAUGCACUUGCAAUAGAUUGCAUCCAGUGUCAGUGCUACUCAGGGCAGAUCCACUGAAAUUAAUGGAUAUAACUUUUAAGGUAUACUAAUUUCGAUGGGUCUAUUCUGAUUAUAACACAGUGGAAGUAGAACAUAGCCAUCAUGGUAGAAAUGACAAGCAGGUGACCGAAGGGGAGGGGCAAGGCAGCUGAGAGUUGUGCAUGGUGUGGGCACAGUGGUGGAGACAAUCUGAUGCCCCCCUCCCCCGCCUUGUCCCAACCCCUCUCAGUAAGCGUCAGUGAUGCAGUGUUGGGAAGCUGAGAUAGCAAUGUCACACCAUCUGUUAAUGCAUCAUGAUGAGCAGCCAUUGAUAACCUUAUUCUCCAUGAAUUUGUCAUCAUUCAUACACAUUCACACACAUACACACACUGAUUUUAACCAAAGAAAUAAACAUGCUGAAAUCAAUAGGCUUAGAACCCAAACAAAGAUGGCACUAAGAAUAUAAGAAGAGCUCUGCCGUAUCAGGCCAAAGGUCCAUCUAGUUCAGCAGGAAUCCUGUUCUCACAAAUCAGAAAAUCCAGAUUGGGGAAAUGGUGCAGAAGAAAAGGGUGAACCCGUAUCUUGGAUCCAUGACCCGGAUCCAAAGAACAAUUGCUCGGCUGCUGUUAAUAUCUUCCAUCUCAUGUCUAAUGUGGUCCUAGCUAAAGUUUGGAUUGUGCCGCUGGUUUUAAUCUAAACUCAUUUUAAAACACGGCAUUAAAAAACACUAGCAGGAUAAUAUUAGUGGAACUGUAGAGGUUGCUUUAUUUUGUCAUACUGUAACAUGCUAUUGAAAACAUAUAAACAGAGAUUAUCUUACCUGGCCAUCUUUCUUAUUUUCUGUUUUAUUAUGACAGUAACUGGCUCUUUUAAAUGUCUCAACUUUGCAAAACACACUUCCUUCAGGCUUUCUCCUCAAGCUCCACUUGGCCAGCUUUGGGGACCCCACAAAAGCCUUCAAAUGAUCAUUGGGGGCAGUCCAUGGGUGGGGAACUGGCAGCCCACGUGCAAGAUACAGUCUGUGGGACCUUUGGAUCUGACCUAGGGCUUUCUCUCCUUGGCUCUGCCCCAUGUGGCAUUUAGGCUUAGGCAGUUGGCACCUUCAUGGCAGCUGGGACAAGAGCAAAUGUGGAGAUCGUAUGUUAAGGUUACCAGAUUUUUUUCAAAGAAUCCAGGGAUACUUUUCAACUUCAAUGGAUUUUGUAUGGGGACUGAUUUAUAAAUCAGGGGACUGUCCCCGGGAAAUGGGGACGUCUGGUAACCUUAGUGUAUAUGGCACUAGCAUCCUUUGCAUAAUAGCCAAUCAGGGGUUGAUGUCAUAACAAAUGCACAUCAGCAUCUCCUUUGUGUUUAGGGGAGUCACUCCUUGCCAUUGGGCAAGCUGGAUUGGACACAGGAUACCUGGUCCCCCAUGCAAUUUAGGAUUCACCUGUGGACUCGUACCCUAGCAUAGCAGUAUGAGGAUUCCAACAGAAGAGUCCAACUCAAAAGGCAAAUGAAUAUGAAUCGAUGAUUGUGCACUCCAUGAUGAGUCACCCUGAGGCAAACCACCAUGCUGACCAAUACAGUGUCAGUUUCUAUUUGAUCAGAGUCAGAUUUCAGCACUUAAUACAAUAAAAUCUGAGUCAUGGCUCAUACACUGCCACAUGAUUUCAGCACCCACUAUGAGCUGUCAGAUUCCUUGGUGUGAAUCACAACAUACUACAGUGAAAUUGGCUUUGUUGAGGCCAUUCAUAAGAAAGCCUGGGGAACAGAAUGCUCAUUGAAUUAGACCUUGACAGGAGUCAGUUGAGAACGUCGGCUUCAGCAGCUGUCUGCUCAGCUCCAUUUUGUUAAUUAUCAAGUGGCUCAUAGAAUCACAAAAUAAAUCUAUUCAGCAAUAUAUAUAUAUAUAUCAUACCCACACAUGCCCACACCCACCCACUCAAAGUGAGUUUAACUAAAGCAGUACACUGAGAUGUAACUAUUUUAGUGACUGACAAACUAGCUAAUGAUUUUUCUGCAUUUAGAGUUCCUUAAACACACACAGAGAGAGGUGUGUCAAGCUGCUGCCAUGUUUGGGUGUGAUUCAAUCAACUACGAGCAAAUUCAGGUUGCACAAUUAAACCUGAUUUGCUGCUCUUGCACAACAAGCCCACUUCCCCUUCAGCACUGGAUUUUUUUUGUACUGUAAGGAAAGUGAUGGAGAAAAUACAGUGGGAAGUGUAUGAUAACACUUGCUUGAAGCAAUGCCAUUUAAACUCCCUGCAAGCAAAAAAGAGUGAAUGCUCAAUAAAUACCUACGGGUUUGAAGCCUGCACCCCAGACCACUGAGGAUAAUCUUGGCCAAUGUCAUCUAACAUCCCUGCAAACUUUGUGCAAACAAAUCAGCAUAAAUGCUCAAUAAACAGGUCAUCUAGAAGUAGCCUAUGUACCUUAGGACUUCAUUUUAAUUUUGCAUUCUGACCUUCAAAUAGUAAAAAUAUAAAUAUAUGUAUAGUUCCAAUAAAGUUGAGAACUUGGAGGUUUGGAGUUAGUAUCUACAUUAGCCAGUUUUCCAAAGCAGCCUACAUUUGAACACAUAAUUGUCCCCAUUUAAACCCUCUUCAUGCUGUCAGAUUGCUGUCAAAUAGAUCGUGGAUAAAUCGAAUGCAAGCUUGAGCUUAUUAGUGAAUAGGGCAGUGUACCUCUUGUUGUGACUGUGUGGGUGGGUGUUGCAGUUCUGACUAGCAUUGCCUUUGAAAUGUAAAGCAAUGCUUAUAAUGCCUGCAGAAGAACAAAGCUUUUCAGAGCUAAAAACAUCAUACUUGGGCGUAGGCAACCUAGUUUCUGGUAUUCUAUAACUUUUUAAUAUGAGGCUUCCAUAUUUGUACUGAACUGAAGAUUUCUCUUCCACCAUGAAUCACAGUUUCCAACUGCUUGGUCUGUGGUACUCAGUUUUGCACAAAAUUCCUUGAUAGGGAAUAGACUGACCACAGUCAUUUAUGUUCUGGCAGUCUCCUUGACAGCACUGAUGUGUGCAACUACCUUCAAAGAUUAUUCAGAAGCUACAAUUUGCGCAGAAUACAACAGUGAGGAUUUUAGUGGGGACCAGUCAUUCAACUCCCACUUUGCCAGAUUUGAAAGAACUUCCUGAGCCUCCUGUGCACUUCAAAGCCUAAUUCAGAAUGCUAAUAAUACUUAUCUUUAAGACCCUAUAUCAAGGGUGUGAACUUGUGGCCCUCCCACCAUCCCUGCCCAUUGGCCUUGCUGGCUGAGGCUGAUGGACUCUGACAAUAUCUGGAGGUCCACAGCUUCUCCCGCCCUAUCUAAAUCUCUUGGGACACAGGUACCCUUAAGAAGAAGCAUCUCCCAUGUCAACCUGCCAGUGGCCUUAGGUUGUCAGGCCCUUUUCUGACCACCACAGCUGAGCCUUUCCAGCUGUGACUCUCUGAUUGGGCAACACUUAGCAAGAAGGCGUGCCUGUUGCUUUCAUUGUGGAUGGGGAACCUGUAGCUCUCUGAAUAUUGUUGUACUAUGACUCUUAUUACCCCUGACCAUUGACAUGUGAGCUGGAGCUGAUGGGAAUUGGGGUCCGACAAGAACUGAAGGAAGACAUGUUAUCCCCACCCCCAUUUUAUACCCCAGCAAACACCUUUUAAACAUUCACCCAGGCUAUUAAAGCUUGUUCUUUUAGCUGCUGCUUUAUUAAUUGUGUGUAUUGUUUUAGUUCACUAUAUUUUUACUUUUUAAAUAAAAAAAACCCUGCCUUGGGAUGAAUUUUGAUGAAAAGUGGUAAAAAGUAAAUGACAUACAUAGAUAAAAAUGAAUAAAUAGUGUUCCUUUGUGCAUCGUGCAGUCAGCUUCCUUGUAUCUGGACAGUAGGAGCAGCUGCAGAAGGGAGCCUCAGUCUUGGUAAUUCCAUUCACUGGUAAUACCAGUGUCUUAACUUGGCUACUCUAAUCUAUGCUCUGGUCAGCAGCAUUGUGUGAGCAGAAUGGGAGGCAGGAGGCAGGGCUGCCAAAUUUUCGCCUUGCACAGGGUGCCACUGAGGACCUUCAAAGUCUGCCUCAACCUUAUGGAUUCAGAGGAAGCAAAUGAUGCACACAGAUCUUAAUCUAGCAAAUUCAUCCUCAAAUUGACCAGCAAGGACCCAAGACAAGUUACAGCAAUUUGAAAUUUAAAACUAAAAGCAGUUAAAGCAUUUUAGAAUCACAGGAAUAAGGUGGAUCCCAAAAACCCACAACUCAGGUGUUCUUCGGCAUUCACUAAAAGCUGUGCAAUAUCAUGAAGAAGCCAGACACUCCUCUGUGGGGAGGGAAAUGUACAACCUAGGGGCUGCCCCAGAGAAUAUCUUCUCCCAGGCCACCCCCACUUCCAAACUUCUGAGGGAGGUGGAACUUCCAAGAGUCCCCUCUCCCCCCAUGCUGAUCUUAACAUCUAGCAGCAUCUGGAGGGAAGGAGGCAGUCUUUCAGAUAUUUGGGGCUUUGAACACUAAGGUUAUCACCUUGAGUUCAGCCCAGAAACGAACUGGCAGCCAGUGCAGCCAAUUAAGCACAUCCUUCCUUUUAAUUAACAAGUAGUCACAAGUGCUGGCAAUUAAAUUAGACCAAUUUUUCCAGUGUAAGCAUCUGCCUUUGUGAUUUGCUGAUUUGGCUUUAGGGAAUAAAAGGAAACAUGAUGUUUGUGAGUGUAAUAAACAAGAGCUUCAGAAACAAAGAAGCGCUCCUAACUUCUCAGUGAGUUAACCAUUUGUUAAUACACACAUUAUCAUAGGUUCUUCUUAUUUUUAAAUGGUCUGACAUCUUGAUCAAGCAAGGGAGGUAAAGCUCAUGAGGUAAAGUGAUCUCUGCAAAAUUCUGCUUCUAACAGGAUGCCUUGCCUGUGGAGAGAUUGGCAAGCUGCACAAUGUGACCAACCCCAAAUCUCUCUGCUGAGCUGUGCUUCUUCUGGCUUUGCUUUUGUUUUCUCCUUCAUUUCCACUCAUUUGCCCAUCUCUGCCAACCGGUAUACUUCUGUCUACUUUUCUGUACAUUUGCUUGAAGGUAAGUUAGGGAGCAACAGGGGCCCAGAAAGACAACGAGGGAUGUGUUCUCAUUCAAAGGGGAUGCAGGAGUCAAUAUCCACAAAUAUAUGGAUUCAGGACAAGAUUCUAGUGUCUCAAACCAGCAUCUAGCUGAAAUGAAGUGUGAAACAGAAAAUUGUAUCUUUGGCAGGGGUGGGGAAUCUGUGGCCCUCCAGACAUUGUUGGACUCCAGCUCCUGUGGUCAAUGGUCAGGGAUGAUGGGGAUUGUAGUACAACAUUUGGAAGCCAUCCAGAGUGGCUGGGGUAACCCAGCCAAAUGGGCGGGGUAUAAAUAUUAUUUGUUUGUUUGUUUAUUACACCAGAGGUUCCCCAUCCCUGAUUUAUGGCUAGUUAAAUGUGAUUAUGCUUUGGAUAUGUGUUCUAGCUUGCCAUUUGAAAGUUAGUUUUAUUGCAUAAUACAUGGAGUGUUGAAUAUCGCUCUAUUUGAUGUAAGUUGUCUAUUUUAAAGUCCUAGUUUUUCAUGACUUUGCUGCUAGCAUAUUUGUCAAGCUAAGCAGGGUCCAGUAUGGUUUUUGUUGAACUGUAUAUUUUGUUCUUUCUACAGCUUGUAAACCGCCUUGUGUAUAGCAAUAUAGAAAGGCAGUAUACAAAUUAAAAGUGAAAUGAAAAUGAAAUUUCAUAAGCAACGGUCUUCUGCUGUGCAGGCUGAUCAUGAGUUGCAGCUACUGAAUUUCCCCUUGCAGUACAGUUAUUUAAAGUGUGCCUUUGUCAGAUACAGAAAGGAAACCUCAGCCUGAACCACAGCAACAAUAGCAAGGAAGGUAUGCAAACUUCAUUUAUUUAGGACACAAAAGAGACGCAUGACCCGAACAGUAUUACCCCUCCAUUUCCUCCAAAAACCUGUGCUCCCUGAAUAUGUAUGCAAGACCAGUUCCUGCUUAAUUUAGGAACAAAAGUAAGCAGGAAUAAAGCCACAUCGAACAAUAUACCAUCUGCUUUAUUAUAGCUCUCGUUUGCUGCGAGAGCCAAAGUACAAUUGAAAAUAAAGGCCAGGCCAAUCAUCUUGUCAGUCUUGAACACACACAGCCCUUUUCAGCUUCAGCCGGCUCUGCGUAUGCGCCAUUCACAGAACCCUCUCUCGACAAAGGGGCUAACAUGGAACAAGGAGAGAACCAACAGAGAAAUGUGGGCCUUUGUUUGAGAUCAAAUUGAUUUUCUUCUCUUUCCCUUUUUGACAUUUCAGGUUAUUUUUUCCACAAUUAACACCUGAUUGGACAGUGGUCUAUAAAAAUGCUUUUGCAAGACGGGCAACAAAUCUCUAACAGAAUCCUCAUUGUUUUCAUUUCACAGGACUGUUUGCUAAGCUCAUUUAUUUAAUCAUAGAAGCAGGUUGAGAGACAGUGACAGGCCCAAGGUCUUCCAGGAGCUUGCUGGUUGACUGAACAGAGUUUUGAACCUGGGUCUCCCCAAUCCAAGUCCAACUCACUGUCAGCUACACCACAGUGUUCCAAUUACACUGAUAUACUAACUAUAGUAAGUGUGCAGGGUCCUGAGUUGCUGCAUAAGAAUGGGCAGGUUUGUUGUUAAGUGCUAUUCUCCACUUUCGUAUGGCAUCUUCUGAUGUAUAGAUCACGUCUUAUAAGCAUAUCCAGCAGGGGAAUCCUGUUAAAUGUGUUGUAGUGAUAAUUCUUGCGGUGGCUUAAAGACCAAACAAAUUCAUUGUGGUGUAAACUUUUGUGGAUUAUACUCCACUUCACUAUAUGCAUGAAGUGUCAUCCUAAAUCAGCAAGCAGAGGUACAUGCGGUUGGCAGUGGGAAGGGGAGAAUGCAGGAGAGUGAGGUCAGAGGGUGAGAACGAUUACCUAAACUCAAAAUAAUCCCUGUGACCAUUUGAAAAGGCUGUAUGUAUAAUAAACAUGGGAUGGGAAACAGGGAUGGGAAAACUUUUUGCCAACUGAAGGCCAUCUGGGCGCGUGCAAGUGGCAGACAAGGCCAGAAGCAAAAGUAGGCAGAGCAACGAAUGCAAAGUUUACCUUUGUACAGCAGGCUAGUUUCUACACAUGGUCACCCACACUUCUUUAUCCUUCAACCAAGGGAACCAAGAGUUAUCAGAGUUCAAGGACACAUUCCAGCCAGGCAAAAGCACUGGUUCGGUGCUCUUCUGUGUAGACAUGUUUAGGAUUGUGCUGUAUUCUCAUGUGCUGCUACAGAUAAAAGAAUAGGGAUAGUGCAUGUGUUGAAUACCAAAGACCCCAGAUUCAAUCUCUAGCAUCUCCCCUUGAAAGGAUUGGGUAGCUGCCAAUGGGAAACACCUCCGGCUGAGACUCUGGGGAGCUACUGCUAAUCAUAAUGGGCAAUGCUGGCUAGAUAGACGUGGCAGCCUGAGAUGAGGAGGCACCUGUUGUUGCUUCUGCCUCAAGCUCUCUAAAACAAGAAUCAUUCUCGCUGUGACCUUUUCUCUGUUGCCCAGCUCAACUUUUGGGGUAGCGGAGGCAGGAUGAAGACUUUCAGAAAGGUGUCUGAGCCCCCUGAGAAGGGCAGCCUGGGCAGUGUUGCAAUGAGGUCAUUUUAGACUUAAAUGGUCAACAUUUCAAUCGGGGGUCGGCAAACUACAGUCCAGGGGCCGGAUGCAGCCCACCAGGCUCAUAAAUCCAGCCCAAGGACCCUGCCACCCGCUUGGUCAGUCCCCAUGCUGAGCUAAACUGGCGUGGCACGGUGUUUCCUUGAAAAGAAGUUGCAGAUGCCUCACCACCUAGGGACUGACUUCCGCGACGUUAGCGCGGCUUUGGAUUGGCUGCAGGAAGUUCCUGCAGCCAAUCCGAAGCCUCGCUGCCCACAUGCUGAGGUAAACUCAACGAGGCCAUAGAUUGAGAGGCUGGCAGGUGGGCCUGUGGUCUGGGCCGCAUCAUGGGCAUUGUGACAGGCGCGUCGUGGGGCUUCAGCCGCACCUUGGCACGCCUGCUUGCCCCAUGCCUGGUGCCCAGCUCGGCGCUGCUGCUGGUGGCACAUUCAGUGGCUGCACUGGAGCAGCUGGAGGGCGAGCUGUGCGCCACCUGCCCGGUGCUCCUCAUGCACGGCCUGCCCACCAACCUGGCCUCAGACAAUGGGCUACAGCAUGUGGUUCACGCCACAUGGGAGCUCCAUGGGGACGGGCCGAUGGAGCGGCUGCUGCUCAUCAACAAUGCAGGUGAGCGGGUGGUGCCAAGACGUGCUCCUGAGUGUGUGCAGAGUUUGUUCCUUCUCCAGGUCCAGAGGCAGCUGCGGGACUGGCUUGCAGGGUAUUUAUAUUUUUCAAAAUAUAGUCUGGCCCCCCACAAGGUCUGAGGGACAGUGGACCAGCCCCCUGGUGAAAAAGUUUGCUGACCCCAAUUUAGAUAGUGAUGUGUAUUACCUGCGCCUGCCACAGGGCCGAGUAGAAAACCAAACUUUGAAAGAUGGCGAACCAGCCCUGUUGCUCUCGUGGUGGCGUGGGGGUCCCUCCUGCUCAUUUUGCUGAGUGGGGCCUUGGGAAUCUUUCCCACUUCCCCUGCUCUCUCAUAAACUCUGUUGCAUUGCUCUAUGGAUGAAACGAAGACCGUAAAACACUUGGCAAAUUAAAAAUCAAUGACAAACCGUCAUGGUGGGUUUAAAGACAUUACCGGCCCAGAAUUCCUCAUCUGAUUAGGACCGUGAAUUAAGGAAGCAGUUUCUUCUGACUGCUCCACAGGCCACUUCACCUAUUAGCAACAAUUAGGAAAGCCACUGGGUGCCAAGAAUACGAGUGAAGCAGUAAACCUGAUGCCUGGGCUUUUUCCACAGAGUCUAACCUCCUUCCUGUUUUUUCCUCAUGCAGCCCAUGGGAUCCGAGCGGAUGGAGAUGCGCAAAAGGCAAGCAUCUGUGACCCAGGAGACACCGAGCUCUGUACAGCCACAGCCAGGGAUUGAAAACCGUGGAUCCAACGCCUGCUGCUUCUGUUGGUGCUGUUGUUGCAGCUGCUCCUGGUAUGCCUUUAAACCAUAUUCAAACCUCUUGGGGGGAGAAGGGGAAAAGAUGACACCAUGUAUGCCCUUGAGUAAUCAGAUGAGUUUUACAAGGGGCGGAGGAAAGGUGAUGCAGCUGUUGCCUACUUUUCCAUAGAUGAAAACACCAAACAACAUUCCUUCCAGUUCUUUAAAUCUUCUGGAAAUACAUAAAGAUGCCAAGCAGAGCUGGAGACUUUCAGACCUUAUGUGUUUCUCAGCUUCAAGUCAAUGCAGGAACAUGUUUAGCCUGAAUAGCUCAGUUGGUUAAAGUGUGGUGCUGGUAACGCCGAGGUUGCAGGUUCGAUUCCCGUAUGGGACAGCUGCAUAUUCCUGCAUUGCAGGGGGUUGAACUAGAUGAUUCUCAGGGUCCCUUCCAACUCUUAUGAUUCUAGAACAGCUGAGCCCAGUCAGAUGCGUUGGGCUCCAAUACCCAUCACUCCUUACCAUUGACCACACCAGCUGAGGCUGAUGUAAGUUGAAAUCUAUCGAUAUCGGCCAGGGACCAGUUUGGGAAAGGAUAGUCUAGGAAGGGGUGCAGCUUAUCAGCAGAACAAAUGCUUCACAUAUAUUAAGUCCCAGGUAUCUCCAGAAAAUCUCACGUAGCAGGGCUAGAUGGAUCAAUGGCUAAUGGGGGACAGCUCUUCAUAAUAAUCAGCAAUGUGUGGAUUCCAUUAUUUAAGGAAGGAAGCAUUUCAGAGGGCCAUACCCAGAGGCUCUAACUUCAAUGGACCACAUACUUCUGGUGAGAGAAAAGUAGUAUGAAACAGCUAUUGCUGAAAGAAACAGAAGAGUGGAUACCCAGUCACCAUUCCAGAGAAACUGAGAGAAUGCUGAUAAUUUGAAGAUGUGCAGGGCUUUUUUUCAGCUAGAACUCGGUUCCAGCACCUCUCAGGUGGGCACCAUUGCCAUUACAAGAGAACAAGGGAAGUGUUCAGGGCGAGUUCCAGCACCUCUUUUUCUAGAAAAAUAGCACUGAGGAUACCACCUCACUCUACAGCUAGUUUAGAUAUCCUGUGUGCUAUCUACUAAACCUAGACACUGCAACAAAGAGAAAAGGAACAAAGUAGCACAUAUAAUCUUCAAAAGGAAAGCUUCUGAACAGCAUAUUUUUAGCAGGGAUCUUUAAAAUGCAUAUGCUGACAUAUCUGGGACUUAUCCUGACAAGAUUCAGCAUGGAACAUAAUGAUUUUCUCCAGAGCACUUGGUCUAUAUAAUCCAGUUCCCCAUUGCAAGCAAUCAGGGCAGCACAGAAUUUGCAAACUGGUGUAUAGGGGUCACUUCAGAAUCACCUUAUUGAGUUCUGAUUUUAAAUGUUUUUGUUGCUGCUUUCAGUAAGCAACCUGUAGCCUAUAACCCAAGGUCAUGCCCACAUUAAGGAUUUUUAUUUGAGAAACAGAUGGAUAGCUAGAACUGAAUGGUGUACUUUGCCCCUCCCCUGGCUAGUUUUUGUGCAUGGGUGCACUCUACAACAUGUCAUUAAUGCAAUAAUAGUGUAUAUGUGGUGGAUUUAUACCAGAUCAAUCCACACGUCAUUUCACUUUAUUCAUUGUUCUGCUAUGCUUCCCCAGUUGCAUUAUUGACAUCUAGAGGGACACUCCUGCACUAUAGCACAACAAAAGCAGGACAUAAAAUAAGCCAGAACAUUUGUUGUAUAAAAAACUAUAGGUUUUCAGCAGGAAGCUAUGGAACAUUCACCAAUUGCAAAUAAAGCAGUACAUCUGCCCCAGAACUUCUGCAGGUACAAACAGGAUCACUUAUUAUUCAUUCAUUUAUUUAUUUGUUAAAUUUAUAUACUGCCCUUUUCCAAAGAUCACAGGGCAGUUCACAACAUAAAAAUACAAAAUGAGAACACAAAAUACAUAACAAAACAAAAACAGACCAAUAACCUCCCCUCCCACAAACUCAUUUAGAAAGAUAUUAGAAUGUUUAAUCAGCCCAAGGCCUGGUGGUAGAGAAACAACAAUUAUGUAUGUACAGUCAAACCUCGAUUGUCAAACGUAAUCUGUUCCAGAAGCCCGUUCAGCUUCUGUAAUGUUUGACAACCAAGGCACGGCUUCCAAUUUGUUGCAGAAGCUUCCUGCACUCAAGCAGAAGCCACGUUGGAUGUUCGGCUUCCGAAAAACGUUUGAAAACCAGAGCAUUUACUUCCAUGUUUUCAGCGUUCAGGAGCCGAAACAUUCCAAAACAGAGGCGUUUGGGAUCCAAGGUUUGACUGUAUAUAUAACUACCCUGAUCUCAUCACAAACACAAAUCAUGAAUGCACAAUAAAAAGGAUGACCAUACACUACCACACUUCUGUCAGUAUAGCAUCAAGUAUCUCUCAAUCAAAAUGUUUAUUUUAAUGAACUGAAUAGGGUGAAAGAUUAUGAGUCAUGGGUGUGUGGAGAAUGUGCUUAGCUUAGCUUAGUUUAAGGUAAAGUUAAAGGGAACUCUGACCGUUAGGUCCAGUCGCGGACAACUGUGGGGUUGCGGCGCUCAUCUCACUUUAGUUGCUGCUUUGUUAAUAGCAUUUUAUAGAUUACAUUAUUGAGGAUCUGUUAAUAGAACAUCACAAAUACAGCAUAAAUAUAAAAUAAUUAUGUUAUUGCUAUUUGUUGUUUACAAGCUGCUUUGGGUUCAUUUGAAGGAAAAGCAGUAUUCAAAUACAGUCAAUCUGGAAAGUUACUCCUUUUGUCCUGACUACAAAACAUACAUAUCAAAUACUCUUUCAAGCAUGCAUAAAGGGGUCAUCCAUAUUGGGUGGGAUUGCUACAGAAACAUGAAACUAACUUGGACAGAUGCAGGUGAGAAAUGGCUGCUUACCCUGUCAAGGGAUGGGCAGCGGUUGCUGCCCGUCAGUUCAGAUUCCCAGGGAGCAAUGCUGGGGCAGGCAGUGAAAAAUCCCUGGGCUGGCCACUCUGAUUGGCGGGUUUUCCCACCACCCAGUUGUUUGAACCCUGGCCAAUUUGGCCAGGGUAAGUAGAGGGGCUUGAGAGCAGACCAGACCAGGCUUCACUCCAGUCCACCCUUGGCUGAUAAAAGCUGGCUGCACCCGACCCCCUGGGAAAUAGUUGCUCACUUCAAGAGCUUACUGCUGAAAAUAUUUUCUAGUGUAACCACUUCUGCAAUAUUAGAGUAUCACCUUUCAAAUAUUGUUACUGAGCAUGGCUGGCAACAGGAUUUCUUCAUGUGCAGUUAUUUCAACUAUUACAGAGGGAAAUAAAAGCACAAUGGGUUUUUGCACAACAGGCAUACUUUCAUCUCACUGUCUUUAGCUUGGAUAUAAAGUUCACAGUCAUUUUAUUCCAUUUUCUUUUUAAUCCCAUUGAAAAAUAUAUAAUGAAAGUAAUAAAAAAAAAGUUGCUCUGUUGGAGGUUUUAAAUUAAUUUAUAUUCAUGACUCUUAAAAAUAUUACUUGCACUUAAUAGCAUCCUGCCCAAGUAAAAAACCUCGUUCUACCAUCAAAAUUAUAUACUUCUUCAAAAUUACUGUUUUCAAGUUAGGAGAAAUGUGAAAAACGGCAAUUCAAGGCUCUAUUUAUAAUCCUUGUUUAUAGAAAGGAUUUCCUCAAAUAACCUGAAUGGGCUGGAAAGAAAAAGAAAAAUAUGAAUAGGAACAGAAAUAGUACCCCAAGUUACAAAAUCUCCAAUACUGAAAGCUCUUGUGGGGUUGGAAUUAACCAUUUUAGAGAAACUGAGGAGAAAGAACAGUCACCAGAUGGGCUUUUGUUGGCUGAAGUCAAAACUUAUGCUCCAUCUUUUCAUCAGCAAUUCAGGAUCAAUUAUACUUUUAGCCAAGCAAUUAUGGUGAAUGGUCUCUCUUAGGUGGCUUAAAAUUAAAAGGCCACAGCUGUCUUUUUGAGAAGCAUGAGAAAUACAAAAAAAAAAAAAAAAAAAAAAAAGCAGAGAAGGAACAUGGUCUCCUACCCUGUUUUGCAUAGAAUUUAUUUUUGUCCAGAUAAGCUUUGUUAGUGGCGGUACAGAUAGUCUUGUUGAACAAUUUUCUUUCAUUUGUAUCCCACCCUUCAGUAUUUCCAUUCCCAGGAUGUCUUUUAUAUAUAAUGUUUAGACAAACAAUGUAACAAUGCAAUUAAAUGCAAUCAAACAAAAGGCAGCAGGGCAGCCAAUGGUUCACCAUUCAGCAGAUUAUUAUUUUUUUAAAAAGGAGUAUAUGCAAUAACACUUGUAAUGUAGCAGGUACUAUGGAGAUAAUGGGGUUAUAUAAAAUAUGGGUUACUGAAAAAGAUGCAGUAGAAAAGGUUAAUAAUAGGACCCACAGAGGGGAAGGUGGGAAGUCCAGAGAUUCAGAGGAAUCUUUAAAUGUGUAUGUAUAUGGCUGUAUUGUUAUAAUUUUAUACUUGUAAAAUCAAGUGUGUGUGUGUGUGUGUGUGUAUAGUUGGGGUUUUGUUCUGUUUUUAAAAUCACAAGAAAGAAGACACAAGGCAGGAAGCAAUUGUGGCAUUAGGUGUUUUCAGGUGUGCUAAACAUUUUUAGGUUAGUGUACCACACUUGGUACACUAUUUCAUACUAUAUGUUUUCUGAGAAGCAGCUGCAUGCACCAGAAAAGCUUUUCUUUCCCCACAUUUUCCAGAUAAGGCAGACAAGGUCAUAGAGCUAAAUUCUGCUGUGAAAUGUCCUAUUGAAUAUACACAAUUCAAGAGAAAUAUUUUGGUGUAGGAGUGCAUUGUUCUUAUGCAGUGGUACCAUGGUUUGCAUACGUCUUGGUUUACAUACGUUUUGGAUUACAAACAUGGCAAACCCAGAAGUGUGUGUCCUGGUUUGCAACCUUUUUUUGGAUUACAACCCAUUUUUUUUGGAUUAUGAACAAAAAAUUUUUGGGCGCCCCAUUGGGUUACAACCUGUUUUGGUUUACAAACGGACCUCCGGAACGGAUUAUGAUUGUAAACCAAGGUACCACUGUACUGGGACGAACGUCUUUGAACAUAUGAUCAGGUUUGAUAACUAGAGGAACAAAUUCAAAGCUUCAGCAAACUUCUUUAUUUCAACUUGAUUAAACUAUGCUUGUUGCCUUGCAGUCUCACUGUUAGGAAUCAAGAUGAAAGAGCAGCAUCACACGAACUCAGAACAGACGCUAUUCCAAACUGUGAAGAAAGGUAAGAACUAGCUGGGUAACAAAUCAGCACAGAAGACUAAUUUUUGUUUCUACGCUUGUGCCUAUCCAUCUAGGCUGCAUAAACAACAUGCAUUUAAAGCGUGUGCAUGCACACACAUGAAACAGUCCUGGGAACUGCAAUUUCUUAAGGGUGCUGGGAAGCUCUGUAAGGGAUAAACUACAGUUCCCAGGAUACUUGGGGUGGUGGUGAUGGAAAUGCCUGAUAUGUAUGCAGCCUUAGACUGCUACAACUGGAGGUGGCUGCCACACACAUAGCUACUUGCAUAGAACGCAUGUCCAUGCAACUCUGAUGAUCAUUUGCCUAUUUGCAGAAACAGGGAAGGCUAAUUCUAGCAUCUUUUUUUUUUAUCUUCCCCUUUAUUUUUCCAUAAAAUCUUAAGAGAAGUCAGUCGCCAUUGUCAUAUUUCCUAACAAUUUAAAACAUGGCAGAUAUAUGCCCUGGAAAUACAUGACAGGUUAUAGGGAUGUGCACAAGUCGCAAUGUAUGCCUUAUAUCUGCAGUUUUAGGGAACCUUAUCUGUUUGCAAGUAACUCUGUAAUUUGAGUUCUGAGCUGCUCUGUUUAAAACAACGUUCUGGGCUGUAUCCAAUGUCAGUCAUACUCCAAGUAAACCCUCUGAAAUUAAUGGAAAUGUCUAACUUAUGCCCAUUCUUUUCAAUUCUUUUCAAUCAGAAACAGAGUCUACUGUGAACAAGAUUUAUUUGGAGACAGCCCUCUGUUUCCCCAUUUAUUAUAAUGGGUAGAAUAAAAAUGAUAACUUUUCCAUGUUUUGAUGGAACAUGGAAAGUAGAUAAAAAUUUUCAGGCACUGGAGCCUUGCCAGAGUAGUUCAAAUGCACCAAUUUGCAGAAAAGGUCCAGGAGACUUGUAUGGGGAAGUAAAAGGGAUUAGUUUUCCUCCAUAAUCCCUUAUGUGGAGAACAGGGGCUUGUCUAUUACCUUACCUUAAUUAAGUGGUGGCUGAAUGAUUUGUCUUCCUAUUAGUACAUCUUUCAACACUUUGCAGCUUCACUCCAGCAUCUUUCUGGAUGUUAUUUGUGUUCUCCAAUAGGCUUUAAAAGCUUUUAUAGGUCUCCAAUAGGCGAAGAGCUCUCGGUUGUCAUUUAUGUUGUUUAAGCAGGACAACGUAAGCGUUUUUAAAAACUUAAAAUAAUGCUUAUUCCUUAAAAGUGUAUUCUAACAGAAAAAACCCUGUUUUAACAGAAAACAAUCCAGAGCUCCUCAGUGCUCUUCAGGCAGCAUUUUGGAUAGCCUCACUUCUUGAAAAGCUCCUGGACAUAGAGAAACAUAGAUAUUAUAGAAGAUCACGUAAGAGAUGUUAUAUAGGGACACAUAAGAGCCGUAACUUGUACAGAGUGAUAUGAGAUUUUGUGGGCACUCUGAUCUGCUCCUGAGGGAUUAUUGACAUUUAACUCAGGGUGAGGAAAGACCCUCCCAAAUCACCCCAAUUUGCCUCAUUAUUCAGCCCACACACAAGAGGUGAGGCACACCUGUAGCAGUCUAUGGCAUUGUUCUGUCCAGUAAUUAACACUGCUGCUGGCAUGCGUAAGAUGAAUUUAGCAAGUCAUCUACUCAAAUAGUAACUUGCCACACGGUAUAUUUUUAAUUGGCAAGUCAGCCGUCUGCAUCUUUAGCCGAGUGGUGAAAUUGUUGUUCCUCCACUUUCUUGGAUUUUCAGUUAGCUGUAGGGCAACAGCAAUAUUUUCUGCUCAGCACUCAGUAAGGCUGGUAUUGCAGCAUGCCAUAACAUGCAUUUAAUCUCCUGAUUUCUACAAAAUUAUCACCCACUAAAGUUCUCCUCUUGUACUGUUAACUUGGUAAUGCCCGGUCUCUAUUUUUCAUUCGUAUUACAGCUCAACUCCAACUCUUGAAGAAGUGAGUGCCUGGAGCCAGUCCUUUGACAAAUUGAUGAGAACGCCAGCAGGUAGAAACGCUUUCAGGGAGUUCCUUCGGACAGAAUUCAGCGAAGAAAAUAUGCUUUUCUGGUUGGCCUGCGAAGAUCUAAAGCAGGAAUCCAACAAGGCUAUCAUUCAAGAGAAAGCAAGACUAAUAUAUGAAGAUUAUAUUUCCAUUCUUUCUCCCAAAGAGGUUUGUAACCCUUUUCACACUAUUUUGUAGUUUACCUGAUUUCAAAAGGACUAAGCCAACAAUCUAAAAUGAAAGAUCUAUUUGAUGUUUCAAGAUGUUUCCAUUCAGGUAUGUAACUAGUGCAGUGUGGGGGGGUUUUUAAAAAACUGUUCUAUUCUCAUUUUAUAACAAGUUUUUCAGUUUGCUGAAAAUUUUGGGGGGCUCUUUUAGGGACAAAAGGUGGUCUUCUGAGAUGAAAGGAGCAAAAUUAUAGUGAGGGGUAAAAUGUGACAUUUGAAACUUUGCGAGUUGUAGGUCUAAAAUCUUAAACUGCCAAGGAAUAUAAUUAGUCUGGCAUUCCAAAAUUAGUCUGGCUGAAGCACUUUGAACAUACGAGGGUGUCUGACUGUGGGUAGGAGGCUCUUCUAGUCUCUGAUAGGUGCCUAUAUAUAGCCAAUAGGUUAUACUUAAACAUCUGAAGGCAGUCUUGUUCAGGGAAGUUUUUAGUGUGGUGUUGUAUUGUGUUUUUACUGUUUUUUGUUGGGAGCCACCCAGAGUGGCUGGGGCAACCCAGCAUAUAAAUUAUUUUAUUAUUUAUUAUUAUGGUGCAAGCCUACUUUAAAUCCAUCCUGUCAUUCUGCACAAGUUAAAUGUUUCUCCUUCAUCUGCAAAUAAUUUUAGUGUGUUUAUCAUUAGGUCAUUAGUGUACAUGCUAAUCAUUAGGUCAAUCUGCUGUGAGACAAUAAAAACACAGCGGAAAAGGCCUAUUUUUAUCAUUAUUUUUACUUUCCUUAGUUCUGUAACAGAAUGCCUACAUAGGUUUCAGUUCCACUACGGUCACAUUAACUCUUUCCCACAAUUUUCAAGAGAGAAGAUUAACAACUGCUCUUAACAGCUGUUUUCUUUAUUUACAGGUCAGCCUGGAUUCCAGAGUAAGGGAACUUAUCAACCGGAAUAUGCUGGAACCAUCGGAACAUAGCUUUGAUGAAGCACAACUCCAGAUUUAUAUGUUAAUGCUCAGAGACUCUUACCCUCGGUUUAUGAACUCUGCCAUAUAUAGGGACUUAGUUGAGUCUCUCUCUCAAAAAUCCGCUGAGUCGUAGAGUUUUAAUAUAUUUCACACCCAGUCAUCUAAAUAAACAAGGGAAAGUUGGGGC
Messenger RNA from Podarcis lilfordi (Lilford's wall lizard), 39901 nucleotides. NCBI's taxonomy places the organism in Eukaryota, Metazoa, Chordata, Lepidosauria, Squamata, Lacertidae. The record is from the annotation of a GenBank genome assembly.